Molecule: messenger RNA, 1941 nt
Organism: Penicillium maclennaniae
Lineage: Eukaryota; Fungi; Ascomycota; Eurotiomycetes; Eurotiales; Aspergillaceae
Product: signal recognition particle receptor subunit alpha
Exons: 2
Coding region: 1-1941 (646 amino acids)
Biological process (GO): SRP-dependent cotranslational protein targeting to membrane
Cellular component (GO): signal recognition particle receptor complex; endoplasmic reticulum membrane
Molecular function (GO): GTP binding; ATP hydrolysis activity; signal recognition particle binding
Source: RefSeq, a predicted model, not a curated record
AUGCUGGAAGCUUUCGAAAUCCUCACCACCUCCGGUGUGGUGCUGUGGUCUAAGUCUUACGCACCGGUGGGGUCUCAUGUCAUCAACAGCCUGAUCAACGACGUUUUUAUCGAGGAGAAGGUCGUGCCUCAAGGCGGCUCAAAUGGCGGCUCCCCAGUCUUCAAGAAGGAGAAAUAUACGUUGAAGUGGAAGAGGGUGAAGGAGUUCAAUCUGAUCUUUGUGGCUGUCUACCAAUCACUACUUCACCUCGGAUGGAUCGACAGACUCCUGGAGAACAUUUCGACGAUCUUUAUUGACCUCUACAAGGAGCAGCUUAAGGGGAACCGCGCGAGAAUUACUGCGUACAAAUUCGACCCGUACUUCGAGCAGCAGGUGCGCGAGCUGGAGGACAAUACCGGCAGCGUUGCAGAGACAUAUCCUGCGGAGACCGAAAAGAAAGACCCGUUUGUCUCGUCGGACAAUGGCGGCCCGCCGCCACCCCCCGUUCCUGGCCUCAUGAGAGCGCAGCCUCAAGCUGCGCUGACCGGGGCGACCUCUGACGAGGGCACACCACCAGCAACUCCUGAUUUCUCUAGAUCUUCGACCCCUGCCGGUCAUAUCCUCACUGGAAAGGCUGGCCCUGGAGGUCGACUCUCUCGCCGUGCGAAGAAACUCCAAAAUGCAAGUGCCAAUGCUUCCUCUGGCGAUGAAACUCCGCGUAAAGGCAAGACUCCCAAAGGCUCUGCGAAGAAGGGCCGUAAAUGGGACGCAGAUGGGUAUGCAGAUGAAGAUGACGGUGAGAUCUUGGACUACUCUGCUCCUGCAGGUGAGACUGAAAUCGCCGCUCCUGCUGUUGAAGCCAUCUCCCAGGAUGACUGGGGUCGCCGAACUGGCAAGGGCCAGUUUGUUCUGAAAGAGCUUGGCGAUGAAGUGCACAGUAUCCUGGAUAACGCCGAUGCUGAGAAGAGCAAGGGUAAUUCUUCUUCGGGUAUUGUCGGCUCUGGUUUCAAUGCCGUUGGUGGCUUCUUCCGCAACAUUGUCGGCGGCAAGACGUUGACUGAGGCCGACCUCCAGAAGCCCCUCAAGGCGAUGGAGGAGCAUCUGUUGAAAAAGAAUGUCGCCCGCGAGGCUGCUGUCCGUCUUUGCGAGGGUGUUGAGCGUGAGCUGGUCGGAAAGAAGACCGCCAAUUUCCAGAGUGUCGACGCUGCUCUGCACAUUGCCAUGGAGGCAUCUCUACGAAAGAUUUUGACCCCCACCUCCUCCUUGGAUCUAUUGCGUGAAAUCAACGCUGUGACUGCUCCGACGACCAAGCAGCACGCCCCUCGUCCCUACGUUAUGUCCAUCGUGGGUGUCAACGGUGUCGGCAAGUCUACCAAUUUGAGCAAGAUCUGCUUCUUUCUCCUACAGAACAAGUACAAGGUCCUCAUUGCGGCUUGUGAUACCUUCCGUUCUGGCGCCGUGGAGCAACUUCGUGUCCACGCACGCAACCUGAAGGAGCUCAGUAACCGUGAUGGUGCUGGCGAUAUUGAGCUCUACGAAAAGGGCUAUGGCAAAGACGCUGCCAACGUGGCCAAGGAUGCAGUUGAAUACGCCGCUGCCAACAAAUUCGACGUGGUCUUGAUCGACACUGCCGGUCGUCGUCACAAUGACCAGCGCCUCAUGUCUUCCCUCGAAAAGUUCGCCAAGUUCGCUAAUCCCGAUAAGAUCUUUAUGGUUGGUGAGGCUUUGGUAGGAACAGACAGUGUCAUGCAGGCACGUAACUUCAACCAGGCGUUCGGAGCUGGUCGGAACUUGGACGGCUUUAUUAUUAGCAAGUGCGAUACAGUGGGCGACAUGGUUGGCACACUGGUUAGCAUGGUCCACGCCACGGGCAUUCCUAUUGUGUUCUUGGGUGUCGGACAGCACUAUGGAGAUUUACGUGGUCUGAGCGUUCCCUGGGCUGUCAGUCUUUUGAUGAAGUGA